UAUUGUCCAUUUUGUGAAAAACCUAAAACGAGAAGAAAUUGAGUGAGACAGAAAGAAAUGAAGAUCGGAAUCACGAAUCAGGAUCCAAAAGAAUGAUCCAUCUCUUUCCGAUGAUCUCUUGAAAAAGAAAGGAGAAAAUAAUAAAAAUCCACCAAUCAUAAUAACUUCUUCAAACACUGCAUCAUCACCAAAAACCCAUUUCAGAAAUCAAAAUCAGAAAAUGGGUAGCUUAUUAUACCAAGCACUUACAUCCUCAUCACUGAUUCUAUUAGGUCUUUACCACCUAAUCUUCACAACCCUAAACUAUCUCAAAUCCCCACACAACUACACAUCCAAACCCUACCACCCACUUCCCACCACCUCCCACCCUCGUCUCCGCCCUAUUCAACUCUACUUCAUCAUCUUCUCUCUCUCCAUCGCCAUCCUCCACCACCUCAUCCUCGCCACCGACAACGAUCCCUUAAUCAAAGGCUCCACCCCUGUACACCGUCUCACUUCUCUCCAAUCCGCUUCCCUCCUCUUCCUCUUCCUCCUCCUCUCCCUCUCUCUCCUCCUCCCCCUCCGUCUCCCUCAUGAAUUCUCCUUCUCUCUCCUCUCUCUUCUCUUUCUUCUCCACUCCUCUCUUCAAACCAAUCUCUCCUCUCUUCAAACCUCCUCCCUUGAAGCCAAAUGCGACUCCGUUUCAUCAAACCUCUCAGCUCUUGCUUCCUUUAUGUGUUUACUUCUUACACUCUUUCCUCGUCUUUUCCCCGCAGACGUCGGACUCGCUGCCUCCCUUUGUCUGCGUGGAUUUUGGGCUCUGCAAACUGGCUUAACCCUCUAUGCAGACCCUUUUAUUCCUGAGGGGUGUCAUAGACUUCUUGAUGUUGUUAAUGGUGUUGAAGGUUCUACUAAAUGUGAUCUUGAUGAGUCCAAGUUUAGAGCGCUUGCUAUUCUUGAUCUUGCUUUUGUGGUUUAUGUUAUGUUGGUUAUGAUUGUUGUGUUGGUUGUUUAUGCUGUUGUUGCGUCCGCGGUUGGUGGUGUUAGAAGAGUGGGAUCUUACGAGUCUUUGCCCACUGCUGGUUCUUCGUCGCCUACGGAUUCUAAUCAUAUUCAGAUGAAAGCUUUGGCUGGUACACAGGCUUGAGUAGGAGGUUCUUUUUGUUAUUUUGAGUUUUAUUUGGUGCCUAUUUUUGUAUUAGGUUAUGAUUUGUGACUGUGAACAGAGUUACUUCCAAUUUGUUUUUAAUUGUUAUCAUCGUUAAGAAAUGUAGGGACUUUGUGAAUAUACAUCAAAUGCUUAUUUAAUGAUAAUUAAUCAGUGAGAUCACAGUCUAGUUGCUUGUUACUUAGA
Molecule: messenger RNA, 1333 nt
Organism: Medicago truncatula (barrel medic)
Lineage: Eukaryota; Viridiplantae; Streptophyta; Magnoliopsida; Fabales; Fabaceae
Exons: 1
Coding region: 221-1126 (301 amino acids)
Source: RefSeq, a predicted model, not a curated record